AAAAGAAUCACAAAGGGAUUCAAGCAUACUGAGAUGGUUAUACUAUCUAUCCAUCAUUUCUCUGAAAAUUGCGUAUUGCUCAUCUCAGUUGUGGGAGCCUGACAUAAGAACUUUUCAAUAAAUAUAAGUUUUCUUCUUUAGCCAUCUCUGUAGGUUGGAUUCUGAUUGUAGUGGUUUCUUUCCUUGGAAGAUGUGCUAGUCACCUUGUUUUUGACAAAUAUUAAAGUGCCUUGUCAUCUAUUUUUUUACAGUAGGCAUGGAAGUAGUGUUUAGUAUAUUUUUAUAGGCUUUGGAGGGCUCAUAAUUUAUGGCUAUCUUCUAAUUGCAAAUAUAAGGAGGGGCAAUUAAACCAGAUUCUUUCCGGUUUCUUUUUCUCAUCCUGCCCUUAAUCCUUUUUGUUUCCUUCCUCAAUGGGCUAGGGGUUGUCCUAAAUACUAGCUAAGCUGAGAAUGACAGCAUAGUCUUUUUGUGACACAGACUGUGAUGCUACCAAAAGGUAGCUACUGAAGCAAAGUAAGCAACCAGUUUAGUCUUAGCUUGACCUGAAACUAGCUAUGAGGUAUCCUCUGGUUCCUUUGGUGAAUGAUUUGACCUUUCCUCUGCUCUUUUUUUGGUUUUGUUUGCCAUUUGGGUUGUUGUUGAUCCUACUGAUUAUCUGGCUUCACCUUUUACUCAAUGAAGCCCAAUUGCCCUGUGCCAAAGAAAUAAAGAAGCCAUCUUCUGAUCAGUCUGAUGACAAUGCAGACCCUAAAUCUGAGAAUGAGUCCCCAGGGAAUAAAAGCUGGAGUGAGAUGCCUGCUAUGGAGUUCCAAAAGGACAUGUGGAUGAAGGCCCCUAUGGGGCCCAAGCCGGCUUAUCUGAGUUCAAAACCAAGAGUCCAAACGAAAGGCCUCUUUACUGCAAUCUCGGAUAGUCUGUCAUGGGCCCAGGGGACAAGGCUAUGUCGCUUUGAGAAGAAUGCCCUGUAUAAUACCAUAACGCUACUGUGCACCCUGCUUCUUUCUUUCAUCUGGAACUUUGGCUGCCAAUUGCUCGAGAUCUCUAAUGUCCUGACGAUUCAGCUGCUGCCAUCAUCUCUGGUUAUCUGCCCAGCUCAGCUUUUCACCCUGCUGAGAGAAAAGGUGGUGAAAAUCUUGGAUGCCCUGAGACUAGAAAUCAGAGGGCUGUCUGCUUCAUUCACUGGGAGGAGAUAUGAGAAAACUGAAGCAAAGUGAUGCAGCAAUAUGCAUGGUGGUUCCAAACUGGAGAACUACAUUGGUGUGCAAAUAAAACAAGUGGGGAUGUUGCCACUAGCAGUAACCUAUUCAAUGUCCUUGAGAGCUGUUAGAGAAUUCCUAUGCCUCUGCUCCACACUAAUCUUGACUAUGUGUUCCUUUGUUUUUUUCUUUUAUUUUAAUCUACACACAGCAUCCACACACACAUCACAACUGGCUUCCAUGUGGAUAAUAUCAAUAGACCAACUACUGUCAGUUGAGCUGACACCUUUUGCCAGCACCAACCUCAUUUCAAACACUUAAGGCAAUGAACAUCUGUUGAUUGUUCAAGCACCAUUAUGCUCCAAUGACAGAAAAUAACGGUUCAUAUUUCAAUCAGCUCAUUGUUUUUUUGGUCUCUAACUUGUAAGACCCCAAAUGUUAGAGAUCAGCAGAUUUUUCAGUUCUCAGCUCCUGAGAAAUGGAACAAACCUACCUUAGAUUGCUAAUGGAUUCAUUGCCACACAAUAUACAGAGACAUUGGGCACAAGACUUCUCCAUUCCUGCCCAGUGUUCCUGGUGCAUUCUUUUUAAGCACUUAGCAUCUUGUGUAUAUGUCAGGUUGUGCCCUCAAAGGGGUACAUUUGUACUCAGAAAUUUAAAUUGCCUCUACUAGGUGCAGGGAUCGUAGGGCUGAUGAAAAUGGGGUGAGCCACUAAUUUGUGCCCUAAGGGAAUACCUGAUAGACACAUUGUAAGCAGAAGGGACACUGACUAUUGCAUUGAGGUCAAUAAGUUCUUGACAAAUCUUUAAAAGGACAGCAGAUCACAACCACACACAAGCUGUAUCAUUGUUCAGCAAUCAAAGCAUUCCCAGAGUUUGAAAGAACCUUUGUUUUUUCUAGAGAAGUUCUGUAAAUAAGUUGCUCUGCAUAGAAGUACAUGAAAGGACUGCAGAAUUAUUGUAUUAACCUAUGCAAUUGAUGCAGCCUGUCUUGAGCAUUUGUUGUCUUCUCCUAAGACACUUAUAAAAAAAACAGCUAUUACAUUUCCUGGGACUUCGCUGGUUGCUAAAUUCUAAAUAAAGCAUGUGGCAAACUG
This is a messenger RNA of Trachemys scripta elegans, 2293 nucleotides long. RefSeq names its product adipogenin (gene ADIG). Lineage: Eukaryota; Metazoa; Chordata; Testudines; Emydidae. The transcript has 3 exons. The record is from RefSeq and is a predicted model, not a curated record. The coding region runs from base 555 to 1214 and encodes 219 amino acids. Gene Ontology annotation, biological process: fat cell differentiation.